AUGUCUUUCCCUCCUCACUUGAAUCGACCUCCUAUGAGAAUUCCAGCUCUCCCACCAGGGGUCCAACUCCCACAGUUUCCUGGAUUUCCUCUACCUGUGCCUCCAGUGACACCAAUGAGCUUUAUGACUCCUGCACCAACUGUUUUAGUACCUACUGUCUCCAUGGUUGGAAAGCAUUUGGGAGCCAGAAAAGAUCAUCCAGGCCUAGAAAACAAAGAGAAUGAUGGAAACAGUGGCCCCACAACUACAGUUUUUGUUGGCAACAUUUCUGAGAAAGCCUCUGACACCUUCAUUAGACAGCUCCUAGCUAAAUGUGGUUUAGUUUUGAGCUGGAAGAGAGUUCAAAGUGAAUCUGGAAAACUUCAAGUCUUUGGGUUCUGUGAAUAUAAAGAGCCUGAAUCUACCCUCUGUGCCCUUCGGUUAUUGCAUGAUCUUCAGAUUGGAGAGAAGAAGCUCCUAGUUAAAGUUGGUGAGAAGACUAAGGCACAGUUAGAUGAGUGGAAAGUGAAGAGGAAAGCGUCCAAUGGGAAUGCCAAGUCAGAGUCUACAAAUGAUGAUGAUGAAGCCUUAGAUGAAGAAACAAAAAGAAGAGAUCAGAUCAUUAAAGGGGCCAUUGAAGUGUUAAUACAGGAAUACUUCAGUGAGCUCAAUGCCUCCUCCCAGAAAUAUGACUCUCACCCAAAGAAGAAAAAGGGAAAGAAGGAGGAUAUUUUCUGCAGAUUUCCAGUGGCCCCACUGAUCCCUUAUCCACUCAUUACCAAGGAAGACAUAAACGCUAUAGAAAUGGAAGAAGACAAAAGAGAUCUGUUAUCACGAGAGAUUAAUAAAUACAGAGACACACACAAGAAACUGGGAGAAGAGAAAAGCAAAAAGGAAAAAGAGAGACAGGAAACUGAGAAAGAACAGAGAGAAAGACAGAGUCCAGAAUGGAAACAAGAAAGGGAAAGAGAACGUGAACGAAAAGCGGAGAAAGAACACGAGUGGAAACGAGAGCCAAAUAGGGACCCGGAUCGAACAAAGGAGAGAGAUCGUGAGGCACACGGAGAAAGCGAAAGGAGCUCAAACCAAAAUAAAUAUCGAAGUAAAUCAAGAGAGAAGCACAAAGAUCGUGAAUGGCAACAGGAGCAAGAGAGGGAAAGGGAACGAGAGAGAAAGAAAAAGGAAAGAGAUCGACAAGAAGAUGCUUAUCAACGGAGAAAGUUGGAGAGAAAAUUACGAGAGAAGGAAGCUGCUUAUCAAAAGCGACUUAAGAACUGGGAGAUCAGAGAACGAAAGAAAACUAGAGAAUAUGAGAAAGAAGCUGGAAGAGAAGAAGAGAGACGAAGAGAAAUGACAGAAGAAGCCAAACUGCUAAAAGAAUUCUUGGAAGAUUAUGAUGAUGACAGAGAUAAUCCGAAAUAUUACAGGGUUUCAUCUGUUAGUGGCAAUGUAAUCCCCCAUACUCCUGGGAAUGAAUCUCCCUAUAGUAUUAUCAUUCUCCAUGAAAACUCACCUGAUCAACAGCAACCUGAGAAACACAAGCUCCAAAGAGGAUUAAAUCUUAAGUUAGGUGUAGGUGUUUUGGAUAGUUCUGGCCAACCUAAUGCUGUAAAGAGGAAGAAGCUCCCUGUGGGUAGUGUCUUCAACAAAUUUGAGGAUGAAGACAGUGAUGCUGUGCCCCAGGAAAAAUUGGUUCCCUUAGAUUACGGUGAAGAUGAUAAAAAUUGCACCAAAGGCACUGUUAAUACAGAAGAAAAACAUGAACGUAUUAAAAGUCUGAUUGAGAAAAUCCCAAGAGCUAAAUCUGAGCUCUUUGCGUAUCCCCUGGAUUGGUCUAUUGUAGAUUCUACAUUGAUGAAACAUCAAAUUAGACCAUGGAUUAAUAAGAAAAUUAUAGAAUAUGUAGGUGAAGAAGAAGCUGUGUUAGUUGAUUUUGUUUGUUCUAAGGUUAUGGCCCAUAGUUCACCACAAAGUAUAUUAGAUGAUGUUGCUAUAGUACUAGAUGAAGAAGCAGAAGGUUUUAUAGUCAAAAUGUGGAGAUUAUUGAUAUAUGAAACGGAAGCCAAGAAAAUUGGUCUUGUGAAGUAA
Gracilinanus agilis (Agile Gracile Mouse Opossum) is the source of this 2067-nucleotide messenger RNA. RefSeq names its product RNA-binding protein 25-like. Gene Ontology annotation, molecular function: mRNA binding. Gene Ontology annotation, biological process: mRNA processing; regulation of alternative mRNA splicing, via spliceosome. The coding region runs from base 1 to 2067 and encodes 688 amino acids. The transcript is spliced from 2 exons. NCBI's taxonomy places the organism in Eukaryota, Metazoa, Chordata, Mammalia, Didelphimorphia, Didelphidae. Gene Ontology annotation, cellular component: spliceosomal complex. The record is from RefSeq and is a predicted model, not a curated record.